Molecule: messenger RNA, 1618 nt
Organism: Pneumocystis murina B123
Lineage: Eukaryota; Fungi; Ascomycota; Pneumocystomycetes; Pneumocystales; Pneumocystaceae
Exons: 1
Coding region: 35-1498 (487 amino acids)
Molecular function (GO): ATP binding; nucleic acid binding
Source: RefSeq, a predicted model, not a curated record
GGAGAGUCGAAACCCAUAAAAAAGGCAUUAAAUUAUGCGUAUUUUAUGUGAAAAUAAUCUCAAUGGGUUCUUUUAUAUAUGGAUAAGAUGUUUUAGUAUGAAAAUCCAGAAAAAAAUGGGUUUAUUAAGGUUUUUGGAGAAUAAAUUUAUUAAGUAUGAAUUGGAGAAAAAGUUUGGAAAAAUGAAAAAUAAUGAAUUUCUAUUGAGUGGAAUUGAAAGAUACAGUUCUUUUUGUGGGGAAAAGCUUUUUUUUUUGGAGAAAAAAUGCCCAAAACAGGGGAAACUAAUGAUAAAAGGGUUUUCAUCUCUUGGAUUAAUGUUACCUAUUGUAAAUUCUAUUCAUAAGGACGUUCUUAAUUUGUUUCCUGUUGUUAAUCCUACAAGUAUUCAAAUACUUGCGAUCCCAAGGAUAUUAAAAUGUUAUUUGAAAAAAACAUUUUACAAAACGUUUAUUUUGGCAGCUGAGACAGGAUCUGGUAAAACAUUGGCCUAUAUUAGCCCAGUUUUACAUAUUUUAAAAUUGGAGGAAAGGAAUUUGGAAGGGAUUAAUGAUUUACGUUGUAAAGGUAGACCGAGGUGUAUUAUUCUUGUUCCUACGGCUGAGUUGGUUCAACAGAUUCACAUGUUACUGAAACGAAUGUCUCAUACUGUUAAAUUUCGUUCAUCUUUUGUUAUGUCUGGAUGCUCUUGGAAUUUUAUAAAAGAAAAUGUAUUGGCUUCCGUUUGUGAUAUUCUUGUUGCAACUCCUUUUCAAAUUUAUAAAUUUAUUGAAGAAAAAAAAUUAAGUUUAGAUCAGACCAGAUACAUGAUAGUUGAUGAAGCUGAUACCCUUAUGGAUAUUUCAUUUCAUUCGAUUGUGUUAUCUAUUCUAAAUUCAGCUACUAAUUUAAAAUUGCGCAUUUUUUGUUCUUCUGUUGUAUCACAAAAAUAUGAACGUUUUUUGUUUAAACAUUAUCCUGAUAUUUAUAAGAUAGUGACACCUGAACUUCAUACUAUAUCAAAAAAGAUUUCUUUUAAGUUAAUUGAUGCUCAAAAAGCUUUUAAAAAUAAUAAAAAAAUGGCAUGUCUUAGCAUCCUUGAAAAAAUUGCAAAGAAUGAUGUUUCAAAAAAAGUUAUUGUUUUUUUUAAUGAAAGAAAACACUCGGAUGAAUUUUCUCAUUUUCUUAAAAACAAAGGGUUUCAUGCUUUUUCUUUAACAAAAUAUACUAAAGAUCGUCUUAAUAAUAUACACAAUUUUAUUUAUGGUAAUUCUUAUGAUAAAUCUUUAUCUAUUUUGGUUACAACUGAUUUGAAUUCACGGGGCGUGGAUACUGUUGGCCUAAAAAAUGUUAUAUUGUUUGAUCUGCCAUAUAAUCAUGUCGAUUUAAUUCAUCGUCUUGGGAGAACUGGUAGAGCUGGUAAAACGGGUAAAGCAUAUUUAAUUUAUGGGAAAGGUGAAAAUCAUGAAUGGAUUAGAAAAAUUCAGGAAUCUAUAAGAAUUGGCAAACCGUUGAUUUAGUAUAAUUGAAAAAAAAUCUUGCUUUAUUUUUUUAAGAUAUAUAUUUUUAUAUUUAAAAAAUAGUUAUUAUUUUAAACCUUCUUUUUUGUAUUUUAAUUAUACUUCUCUACUCUAUAUAGU